Molecule: messenger RNA, 303 nt
Organism: Penicillium atrosanguineum
Lineage: Eukaryota; Fungi; Ascomycota; Eurotiomycetes; Eurotiales; Aspergillaceae
Exons: 1
Coding region: 1-303 (100 amino acids)
Source: RefSeq, a predicted model, not a curated record
AUGUCAACACGUUCAAUCUCUCAUCAGACUCUUCCAGAUGUCCACCAUAUGUCGCACUCCGGCAUCGGCCUUCCGCAAGCUUUGGAAGAAAAUGAAGGGACAAGCAUGAAUGUGAACUCAGUCGAUCACCACAAUAUCGGAUCAGACCUUUCGACCAAUUUCCACGGUCUCCUUGACAGCCCUGAUAUGAUGGGCGGCAACAUUGAGAAUUUUGACAUGUUCUUUGAUAAUUUCCCCGAUAUCAACGUUCCCAGGUCUGCCGGUGAUCAAUCAUUCUGGGAUUUUGAGAUGCUCGACUCCUGA